UUUGGGCGAAGCACGCAGUAACCGGAAGUCAGUGGCGGAAGACGCGAGCGUGGGAACCUACUGCUGUAACGUGGAAGAUGAACGUCCCUAGUCUCCUCUUGGCGGGAGGGAGGUGGAGAUGUUGUCCAGUUCCAUUAGGGUCAUUCUUUUUCCAGGCCCUACAUAAUUCUUGCUGUCGGAAAAAAUCCACUGCACCAAAGAAAAUUAUUCCCUAUGUCGAUUUUUUUGAUGAAAAUACAAAGGAAUCUGAAAAGGCACUUGACAAGCUCUUCUCUUCAGAACAGCAGGCUUCCAUCUUGCACGUGUUGAACACAGCAUCUAAUAAAGAACUUGAAGCUUUCAGACUGCUUCGUGGAAGAAAAUCCAUCAAUAUUGUAGAGCACAGAGAAAAGUUUGGGCCAUUUCAGAACUUGGAGAGUUUAAUGCAUGUGCCCUUGUUCCAGUAUAAAACCACCGUUCAAGUUUGUAACUCCAUUCUUAAUCCACAGACUGGAGGGAAGAAAAAGUCACAGGAAAACCGGCUCUUGAGAAAGCUCAUCAAACCAGAAAUAGGAAGAGAGAGACUUCAGGCAGUUAAGAGUAUCGUAUCCAUUGUUUCUGGUACUCGAAGAAUUGCAUGGGCUCACCUGGAUCGUAAACUGGCAGUGCUGGACUGGCAGCAAAGUGAAUGUUGCCGAUUGGUGAAAGGAACGUACCUAUCAUCUGUUUAUUUAGAAGAGAUUUCUUCUGUCAUUUCAAAGAUGCCUAAAGCUGACCUCUAUGUUCUGGAAAAAACAGGACCGUCAUUUCAGAACUCAUCUCUGUUUCCUAUCCUGUUACAUUUUCAUAUCAUGGAAGCCAUGCUGUUUGCCUUACUGAAUAAAACGUUUGCCCAGGAUGGCCAUCACCAGGUGCUGAGCAUGAAUCGAAAUGCAGUGGGGAAGCACUUUGAACUGAUGAUUGGUGAUACACGGACUAGUGGGAAAGAGGUAGUGAAGCAGCUCCUCUCAGAGUCGGUGCUGAAAGAAGAGCCUCGGGUGUUCUUCCCACCGGAUAAGAUCAUCCGCUACAGACAGCUCUUUUCAUCUACUGAGCAAAAGAGAGUAGAAGAGUUGUAUGAUUCAUUACUACAAGCGAUAGCCUUCUAUGAAUUAGCAGUUUUUAAAACUGAAUCUUAAAAUUCUGAGGUUUGUAUGUUACAUUUUCAAAUAUAUUUAUUAGCUCCGCAGUUGUAAAGCCAACUGUUUGAACAUCCGUGUGAAUGGAGAAGAAAACUUAAGUUUGUGUAUUUAGUGUUGAAAGUCAGACUUUCGGCUUUUGAAUGGUUUACAUAAUAAUAAACCAAGGCUAAAUCAAUCAAUGAGAUUCUGUGCCUUUUAGGUUUAAGUGUUAAAAAAUAAGAUGCGGAGUUCCCGUUGUGGCACAGUGGUUAACGAAUUCAACUAGGAACCAUGAGGUUGUGGGUUUGAUCCCUGGCCUUGCUCAGUGGGUUAAGGAUCGGGCGUUGCCGUGAGCUGUGGUGUAGGUCGCAGACGUGGCUCGGAUCCCAUGUUGCUGUGGCUGUGGCGUAGGCUGGUGGCUACAGCUCCGAUUAGACCCCUAGCCUGGGACCCUCCAUAUGCCACAGGAGCAGCCCUAGAAAAGGCAAAAAAAAAAAAAAAAAAAGAUGCCCCCUAAAUCUCCGAAACAAACAGUUACCUUCCUUGAAAAGCAAAUGCCAUCUAUACUAGAAGAACUGCAUUAUAAUCAUGUUGUUAAAACAGGGAAUAAUGGAUUUUCUGGAUGGUGCUCAUCAUGGGAAUAAAACUAAGUAUUACCGUUUUAACACA
Sus scrofa (pig) is the source of this 1808-nucleotide messenger RNA. The record is from RefSeq and is a predicted model, not a curated record. NCBI's taxonomy places the organism in Eukaryota, Metazoa, Chordata, Mammalia, Artiodactyla, Suidae.